AACGCCAAAACCGGCUGAGAGCUUCACUGGUUUCCAGGGGUAGUCCCGGGUGUACCGGUGGUUUAGCCCAUUCCCGGGUGCCGGAGCGCCGCGCCAACGCCAACCUUGGGGGCGCCCCCUGUAUCGGCGCCUCACACCGCCGCCGCCUCUGCCUCGCUGUGCCCCCCUCCUUCCUUCCCCUUUGACUCGUGCCCGCCGCGCUCUCGCUGCGCUGCUUGCCACCCAGCCCAACACCGACGACCACGACCAGCCCCCGAUCAAUGUCCCCAUCCAAUCUCCUUCUCCAGUGAAGGGGAGGAGACUGCUAGGAGGAGCUCCUCUACCAAACCUCCGCACCCUGUUCCUGCCCUGCGUAUAUAUCCUGCCGCGCCGCGUUCUUGGCCCCCUGGACAUCAUCUCAGCACCACCAGCAACAUUCUUCUUCUUCUUCUUCUUCUUCUUGGAGCUCAUCGUUCAGAUUCGGACCGCACGGCGGUUGUUCUGCCCUGGCAGCUGCGACGGGCUGAGAGGAGCUCGAAUUCAAAGGCUAAAGACUCGAGGAGCUUCGUUCGGGUGGGCAUGUCGGGCCAGGCCGGGAGCGGCGGCGGCGCCAGGGCCGGGCCACCGCCGGCGACGGCGUUCAAGAGCCCGUCCACGGACGGGAAGCGCCGGAGCACGCGGUUCAAGGACGAGGACGAGUACGUCGAGGUCACGCUCGACAUCCGGGGCGACGGCGACGCGGUCGCCGUGCGGAGCGUCAAGGGCGUCCCGGGCGGCGGCGGCGGUGGCGGCGCCGCGGACAUGCAGGAGGAGGCGCUCCUGGAGCGGCAGGUUCCGGCGGCGCCGGGACCCGGCGGGCUGUCGUCCAAGCUCAGGGCCCUCCGGCGCAUCGCGUCGGGGAACAACAACACCAAGCGCGGCGCGGUGCCCCUCUCGGCGCUGCUCCGCGGCGACCGGCCCGCCAGGCUGGACCGGAGCGUCACCGGCGCCACCAGCGCCCUUAGGGGGCUCCAGUUCCUCAACCAGGCCGCCGUCACCGAGGGCUGGCCCGAGGUCGAGAAGCGCUUCCACCGCCUCGCCGUCGACGGCUUCCUCCUCCGCUCCCGCUUCGGCCAGUGCAUCGGUAUGGUUGGAUCGGAGGAGUUUGCGGUGCAGAUCUUCGACGCUCUUGCGCGGCGAAGGGGGAUCACAGCUCAGGUGCUCACCAAGGAUCAGGUCCGGGAGUUCUGGGAGCAGCUCUCUGACCCAGGAUUUGAUGCAAAGCUUCGGACCUUCUUUGACAUGGUUGACAAGAAUGCUGAUGGUCAGAUUACAGAAGAGGAGCUGAAAGAGGUCCUCACUUUGACCGCCUCGGCGAACAAGCUGUCCAAGAUCCUGGAGCGCGUUGAUGAGUACACCGCACUGAUCAUGGAGGAGCUCGAUCCCGACAACCUCGGCUACAUUGAGAUUGCGAACCUGGAGUCACUGCUUCUGCAGCCGCCGUCGCAGGCGCAAUCCCGGCUGUUGACGCAGAGCUCCAACAUCAGCCAGCUGAUCAGCCAGAAGCUGGCUCCCGCGCCCGACCGCAACCCGCUGCGCCGCACCGCCCGGAGCCUCCUCUACUUCCUGGAGGACAACUGGAAGCGCGUGUGGGUCAUGUCCCUCUGGCUCGCCAUCAACGCCGCCCUCUUCACCUGGAAGUUCAUCGCCUACCGCCGCCACCCUACCUUCGACGUCAUGGGGUACUGCGUCUGCGUCGCCAAGGGCGGCGCCGAGACCACCAAGUUCAACAUGGCCCUGAUCCUCCUGCCAGUGUGCCGGAACACCAUCACCUGGCUCCGGUCGCGGACCCGGCUCGGCGCCGUCGUCCCGUUCAACGACAACAUCAACUUCCACAAGGUGGUCGCCAGCGGCGUGGCCGUCGGCGUGGCGCUGCACGCCGUGACGCACCUGACGUGCGACUUCCCGCGGCUGCUGCACGCCAGCAACGCCGCCUACGAGCCGAUGAAGGCCUACUUCGGCCAGCGGCGGAUCCCCAACUACUGGUGGUUCGUCAAGGGCGUGGAGGGGAUCACCGGCGUGAUCAUGGUGGUGCUGAUGGCCAUCGCCUACACGCUGGCCCACCCGUGGUUCCGGCGAGGGAGGCUCAGCGAGGGCAACCCGCUGCGGCGGCUCAGCGGGUUCAACAUGUUCUGGUACUCACACCACCUCUUCGUCAUCGUCUACAUCGCCUUCGUCGUCCAUGGCGUCUGCCUCUACAUUAACCGGACCUGGUACAAGCAGACGACAUGGAUGUACCUUGCCAUCCCUCUCCUGCUGUACGCCGGCGAGCGGCUUCUCCGGGCGCUGAGGUCCCAUGGCCUGACGACGGUGAGGAUCGAGAAGGUGGCCGUGUACCCGGGGAACGUGAUCGCCAUCCACAUGAGCAAGCCGUGCGGGUUCAGCUACAAGAGCGGCCAGUACAUCUACGUCAACUGCGGCGAGGUCUCACCGUUCGAGUGGCACCCGUUCACCUUCACCUCGGCGCCCGGCGACGACUACCUGAGCAUGCACAUCCGGUGCCGCGGCGACUGGACGACCAGCUUCCGGGCACUCUUCUCGCAGGUGUGCCGGCCUCCCGCCGCCGGUCAGAGCGGCCUCCUCCGCGCCGACCUCACCUCCCCCGUGGCGGCGGUGUCCGGCAAGUUCCCGAAGCUGCUGAUCGACGGGCCUUACGGCGCCCCGGCCCAGGACUACCGCAAGUACGACGUGCUCCUCCUCAUCGGCCUCGGCAUCGGUGCCACCCCGCUCAUCAGCAUCGUCAAGGACGUGCUCAACAACGUCAUCCCCAUCUCCGGCGCCGGCGGCGAGCAGCAGCCAUCGCCCGAGUUCAUGACGCGGCGGGUGUACUUCUACUGGUGCACGCGUGAGGAAGGGUCCUUCGAGUGGUUCCGCGGCGUGAUGAACGAGGUGGCGGAGCGGGACGCCGCCGGCGAGGUGGUGGAGCUCCACAACCACUGCACGAGCGUGUACGGGGAAGGGGACGCCCGGUCGGCGCUGCUGGUGAUGCUGCAGGCGCUCCACCACGCCAAGAGCGGCGUCGACGUCGUGUCCGGGACGCGGGUGCGCACGCACUUCGCGCGCCCCAAGUGGAGGGACGUCUUCAAGCGGGUGGCCUGCGACCACCAGGGCCAGCGCGUGGGAGUCUUCUUCUGCGGCGACCAGAAGCUUACGCCGGAGCUCCGCCGCCUGUCGCAGGACUUCUCGCACAAGACCACAACCAAGUUCGUCUUCCACAAGGAGAACUUCUGAUCGUCGACAACAAUUGCUGAUUCUGAUACACAAGACAAAAGAUUGGUAGUGUGUGUGUGUGUGUGUGUGUGUGUGUGUGUGUGUGUUUUGAAAAAGGCACACAUAUAUUAUAUUUAGAGUAGCAGCAGAAUUGCAGACAGACCGUCAGAAGAGGAUGUGACCUCUCGUUUCACGUUUGUGACCUCUCUGAUGGAUUAUGCUGCUGAAUUUUGUACAAAAUCUUUCGAUAACGUGAACUUGUGCAAAAUGGAUAGAAACAUAGCGUU
This is a messenger RNA of Setaria italica (foxtail millet), 3515 nucleotides long. RefSeq names its product respiratory burst oxidase homolog protein B. Gene Ontology annotation, cellular component: plasma membrane. Lineage: Eukaryota; Viridiplantae; Streptophyta; Magnoliopsida; Poales; Poaceae. Bases 559 to 3249 code for a protein of 896 amino acids. Gene Ontology annotation, molecular function: calcium ion binding; peroxidase activity; NAD(P)H oxidase H2O2-forming activity. The record is from RefSeq and is a predicted model, not a curated record. The transcript is spliced from 8 exons.